GAUUAACUCAGAUUAAGAUAACACAACCAGAAGACAAUAACCUAAGCAGAAAUAAAGACUCUCAGCACCAUCGCUUUUCCUUCCAUCUGAAAUCAGAUCGAAUAUCCAGUACUUCAACUUCCGUGUGUUGCAGCCAUGGCCAACAGUGACCAAAUAGUUCUGUUAGAUUUCUUUCCAAGCGUUUUUGGGAUUAGGGUAAGACUUGCCUUGGCAGCCAAGGGGGUCGAGUAUGAGGGAAAGGAAGAAGACUUGACUGGAGAUAAAAGCUCUCUGCUCUUGAAGAUGAAUCCAGUUCAUAAAAAGAUUCCCGUUUUGAUUCACAACGGUAAGCCCAUAUGCGAGUCCUUGAUAAUAGUUGAAUACAUCGAUGAGGUUUGGAAGGAUAGAUGUCCUCUGCUGCCAUCUGAUCCUUACCAAAAAGCACAAGCAAAGUUCUGGGCUGACUUCAUAGACAAAAUGGUAUACCCAUGCAGUAAGAAGCUGUGGACAGCCAAAGGAGCAGAGCAGGAGGCCAGCAAGAAGGAAUUCCUAGAUAGGAUUAAGCUAUUGGAAGGAGAGCUUAAAUCCUAUCCUUACUUUGGUGGUGAGAGCUUGGGGUUUCUGGACAUUGCUUUUCUCCCAUUUUACUCCAGGUUCUACACAUUUGAGGCUUUUGGGAACUUCAGCAUAGAGGCCGAGUGUCCCAAGUUGGUGGCAUGGGGUAAGAGGUGUAUGGAGGAGGAGUUCGUGUCCAGAUCUCUUCCUCACCAACAUAAGAUGUAUGAUUUGGUGGUGGAGUUCACGAAGAAAGUUGGGAUAUAGAUCACAUAUCAUAUACCUAGCAAAUAUCAUGUUUGAUCAACCUAGCGAGAUCCUAUGAAUAAGACGAAUGCAUCGUGGAUCAAGUCUGGGCCUCAUGCGCAUGGCCCUACUUUGUCUCUCUGUAAUCACAUGAGUGGUAUUAUGAAAGACAACUAUAUAUUUUGCUA
Molecule: messenger RNA, 968 nt
Organism: Vitis vinifera (wine grape)
Lineage: Eukaryota; Viridiplantae; Streptophyta; Magnoliopsida; Vitales; Vitaceae
Product: probable glutathione S-transferase parA-like
Exons: 3
Coding region: 136-801 (221 amino acids)
Biological process (GO): glutathione metabolic process
Cellular component (GO): cytoplasm
Molecular function (GO): glutathione transferase activity
Source: RefSeq, a predicted model, not a curated record